AUGUCCAAAGAUAAUUAUUUACCUAAAGAUGAGUUCUUAUCACUUAAGAACUUGCCUAAAUCAAAUGAUGUAAUAAUUACUAAGCCUAAUAAGGGAAAUGGCAUUGUUCUGUUGAGCAAACAGGACAGGAUGAUGGAUAUUAUCUCUGAUACAAGUAAAUUUAAUCUGAUUCAGAGAGAUAUUUUCUCAGUCUUGUUACAAUGUGAAGUAAAGGAUUCCCUUACCUUUGCCAAAGAAAUCACCAUUUCGACAAGUGCUACAGGUGAAACAGGCCAAGGCUUCUCGAAGGAAAAUUUAAGGAAGAUGCUUGAAGUGUCAGUCAAAGAUUGCCAUUUCGUUUUUAAUAACCAAUUGUAUAUGCAGCGAGAUGGCGUAGGAAUGGGAUCACCGCUUGGUCCUACGCUUGCUAAUGCAUUUUCAUGUCAUUAUGACCACAUCUGGCUUUCAAACUCCCCUAUACAUUUCAAACCUUUGUAUUACAAAAGAUUUGUCAAGAUUUGUAACAAAGAAAAUGCUCAACUUUCCCAUCAUCUACUCAGGCGAGCCAGCAUUCAGUUAAAACUAAAAGUAUCCAAACUAGUCAAUGAAUUCUACCCACAGGUCAAAUUAAGUUAUAUUCAGAACAAAGAACACUAUUCAAAAUCUUUUCAAAUUCAAAGAUACAGUACCCACUGA
This is a messenger RNA of Penaeus vannamei (Pacific white shrimp), 675 nucleotides long. The record is from RefSeq and is a predicted model, not a curated record. Lineage: Eukaryota; Metazoa; Arthropoda; Malacostraca; Decapoda; Penaeidae.